This is a messenger RNA of Zootoca vivipara (common lizard), 2541 nucleotides long. It is a transcript of the gene SPSB3, whose product is annotated as splA/ryanodine receptor domain and SOCS box containing 3. The record is from RefSeq and is a predicted model, not a curated record. Gene Ontology annotation, molecular function: protein binding. Gene Ontology annotation, biological process: proteasome-mediated ubiquitin-dependent protein catabolic process. Gene Ontology annotation, cellular component: SCF ubiquitin ligase complex. NCBI's taxonomy places the organism in Eukaryota, Metazoa, Chordata, Lepidosauria, Squamata, Lacertidae.
GGAGGGAGGGGAGGGAGCCGAGCCGAGCCGCCAAUGGGCGCGGCCGAGGUGGGCGCGCGCAGCGUGGAUUGUUUAUAUCUCGCCUGUGGGAAGGAGGCCGGGGUGCGGCGCCUGCUGAUGUGGAGCGGAGGGAGGCGCGCUCGCUCGCUUGCUUCUGAGGGGCCGGGAGAGGAGGAGGAGGGGAGCGGCUCUGUGGCUGGACGGCUGAGAUUACCUCUCCAAACACGCCAUGGCACGCCGUAUGCGCAACAGCAGAGCCUGGCACUAUGUCCUGAGUGGAGUACGCCGUGAUGCAGAUUCAAGGACAGUAGCAGUGCCCUCUGGAUCCCUUAGCUGGUCGUCUGAUUCUGAUGGGCAGCACAGCGACUCUGAUUCAGAGCCAGAAUUUCCUUCUCUUUUGCCUUCCAUACCCACAGCAAUCCCUGUAACUGGAGAGUCGUACUGUAACUGUGAAAACCAGAAUGAAGCUCCAUUCUGCUCUAAUGUGCACACUAUUCACCGGAUCAAAGACUGUCAGUGUGGAGAGGAGGAUGAAUAUUUUGACUGGGUAUGGGAUGACCUGAACAAAUCCACUGCAACAUUGUUGACCUGUGAUGACCGUAAGGUGAACUUCCACAUGGACUACAGCUGUGGCACUGCUGCAGUCCGGGGAAACAAGGAGCUAGCAGAAGGGCAACACUUCUGGGAAAUCAAGAUGACCUCACCCGUCUAUGGCACUGACAUGAUGGUGGGAAUUGGGACAUCAGAUGUGAAUCUGGACAAGUACCGCCACACGUUUUGUAGCUUGCUGGGCAAAGAUGAAGAUAGCUGGGGCCUCUCAUAUACAGGACUCCUCCACCACAAGGGAGACAGAACCAACUUCUCGACAAGGUUUGGCCAAGGCUCCAUUAUUGGAGUGCACCUGGACACCUGGCAUGGGACUCUCACCUUUUUCAAAAACAGGAAAUGCAUAGGAGUAGCUGCCACCAAACUUCAGAACAAGAGAUUCUACCCCAUGGUAUGCUCAACGGCCGCUAAGAGCAGCAUGAAAGUAAUCCGCUCUUGUGGCAGCCACACCUCCCUGCAGUACCUUUGCUGUUUCCGUCUCCGCCAGCUGCUUCCUGAAUAUGUGGAUACACUCGAUGUGCUGCCCCUUCCCCCUGGACUGAAGCAAAUUCUGCACAACAAACUGGGCUGGGUGCUGAGCAUGAACUGUGGCUCGAUUCAGCCACCCUCCCCCACCUCAGGAAGUGAUUCAGAUAGCUCUUGCAGUUCAGAUGCUGAGGAAUGUCAGCGAAAGAGAUGCAGGAGGACAUAAAACUUUCUUUGAAGGCCAUGUCUUGAAGGAUGAGGGUUUCCCCUCACUGUCUUUAUAAGGGUGGUUCAAGCUGGCUCCUCAAUGAGGGGAAAGAUUCCCCCACUCUUUCUAGUGAAAUCUUGGAACUCAACAAGUGUUUCCUGCUUUGGAAGAGACCUAUCUUCAGGAGGCAAGCCAUUCCUGUAGUUUGAUUACCCCCGUUUGCCUCCUGCUCAUAAACUACAGUUGCCAAGUUUUCUGGAAGAGUCUCUGAACCUUGAGACAUACAGCAGCCAAACAGGACAAGGAACACUUUCCUCCCAACAACCCAAUGAAUGAGACUCAAUUUAUGAUGAAAACAGAGAAGCCAAUGUACUGUGUUGGUUGGCCACUUGCAAGUAAUGCCUCUGGGACACAGAAACAGCCAUCUUUAUCAAUAUAAAAAGGGCUCUUAAUCUCUUGUGUGUUUUUCAGUGCUUUGGCACAGACAGUUCUGGUGCAAAAUUAACUUGCUAGACUGUGUAAGUGAACUCAUGUGAGCCUUGCAGCUUUAAUUGCUUUGCAUGUCUACCCGCUGCUUCUCCUGUAUUGAACUAUAUGAAAACAUAAUUAAAAUACAAGCUGCAUUGAAUUAUGAGGGUUGAACACGGGCAUAAGUGACUAAUGGUUUUGUUUCUAGUACUGCUGUGGGACUUUGCAUCUCAAGGUUCCUCGGUGACAUGGCUCAGCCAAUACCAAACCAUUGUUUGGCAUUAAGUGCAUGACCUGCACACUCAAAUCUCAAUCUUUGUUUUCACAAAUCAUAGAUUGCCAUUGCCUUUGAACUGGGCGCAUAAUGGUUUUAUUUUGGGAUGCUUGUGUCCCACCCUUUAAUACACAGGGUGGCUUAUGAUUGUACCAAAUCAAACAUGAGAUUUAAAAGCAUGUUGAAAACACUGAAAGCAGGGUAAGAACCUCAUGGAGAUAAAAGAUGGUUUAGCUCGGGUGAUUUGGUAAUGUCAGACUUGCAUAAACUACUUUGUUUUCUAGAACUGGAGUCUAUUUUGUUAACUAAAAUCUUGUUGCCUGCCUUCAUCUAGACCAUUUGCUAAAUAAUGACUAGAGUGGGGUAUGUGGACAUAGUUAGAAUUAAAGAAAAGAGUGCCUUUGAGCACCAUAUGAACUGAGUUUACAUUCCUGUCACAUAAAGAUCUCCUAUUGGGCUUCUUCCAAGCUUUAUUUGUUGCUGCAUCCUAAUUUACUAAUUAAAUGCUCUUUUGCUGCUA